UAACUGUUGCUCCUAUCAGUCGUUCUCUGUCGCUCUUGGAUUGCGUGGGCACAUCGGUCGUUCGGCUAUUUGGGUUCGGCAUUUCGGGAUUUGAUAUCGUGAUUCGGUUCGCCAUCGUACAAAACUGCGUCCGUGUGCGUUAGCCGGCCAUUGAGCACUAUCGCUGCCACAGGCAUUUGGCCCACCGUGUGUGUUUACCAGUGUGGCAUAAUCUUCGAUUAGCGCAACCCGACCGAUCGGAUAUACAUACCCCUUGAAAAUAAGAUAUAGUUAACUUGCGGUAGAGUUAACAAAGAAUCAAAACACACAUUGCGCACCCCAAGCACACACACACGUCACAUAAAAAAUAUAAACCCAAGCCCCAGCGGCUGUAAAGUGCCACCAAAAAGUACUUGGCCGUGUAUUUUAUGCAUGAAAAGCUAAAGCAAGUGCAACCAACCGCCGAAGUGACACCCAGAAAAAAUAUACACAUAUAAGGAGACCCAAAAAACAAACCCGGGAUUACCGCACACUCACACGCUCACGCUUACGCUCAGACAGAAAGAAUACGCGAAGCCAAAGGAAGUCAGCAGCAGAAUCAUGUCACGGAUCGUUUUUAUAUGUCUCGCAGCCAUCUUAACAGAUGCACUCACCUGGGCCCAGGUGAACGUGGAACCCAACACAGCGCUCCUCAACGAAGGCGAUCGCACUGAGCUGCUCUGCCGCUAUGGCAGAUCCAUCAACUACUGCCGCAUCGAGAUUCCCGGCGAGCAGAAGGUCCUCAACCUGUCGCCGGAGUGGAGCAAGACCCCCGGAUUCACGUACUUCGGAGCGGGUCUUACGGCCGGACAGUGCGGUGUCAGCAUCGAGAGGGUCAAGGCCAGCAACAAUGGCCAGGUCAAGUGCAGUCUGGGCGUCGAGGGAGAGGAGCUGUCGGGCAUCAUAGACCUGGUCGUGGCAUUGCGUCCGCAGCAGCCCAUCAUCGAGCUGCUGUCGCGGCCAAAUCGCGAGGGCUACUUCAACGAGGGAACUGAAUUCAGGGCCCGGUGCAGCGUUCGCGAUGGUCGUCCGCCGGCGAACAUCUCGUGGUACAUCGACAACAUGCCGGCCAACAAGCGCACCACUCUCCUGAACGUCAUUUCCUCGACCACCGACAACGUGGAGCUAUCGACCUCCGUGCAGGAAAUCCAGUGGCACCUGUCGCCCGAGGACAGCAACCGGAAACUGGUCUGCCGCUCCCACCACCAAACCGAUCGCGAGAGUGUGCCGCCCCAGGAAGCUGCCUACAUCAUCAACGUGCGCUAUGCUCCCGUCCACCAGCCAGAUGCCGCCGUAUACGGACUCUACCUCGAGCACACUGCCAUUGUGAACAUAACCAUCCGUGCCAGUCCGCAGCCCAAGAUCGAGUGGACCAUCGAUGGAGCAAUUGUGGGGCAGGGACGCACCGAUGGCCGCUACUCGGCAUAUGAGCCGCAGUAUCUGGGCAACGAUGAGUACAACGUGACACUGGCCAUUGCCGGUCUGACCCUGGAAGAUACCACCAAAAUCUACAAUCUGAGGGCCAGCAACGAACUGGGACUGACGGACUACCAGGUGCGCAUCAGUUCGUCAAGCAAACCGCCCAGUAGCAGCCUCGAUGUGGCCGCAAUCGUUGGCAUUGUGGUCGCCGUUGCCGUUUUGGUCCUGGUCGUUUUACUGAUUGUGUUUGCACGGGCUACUGGCCGAUGGUGUUUUGGCGGCAAAUCAAUUAAGACGCCCACAAAUGAAACUCUGAUCGAUAAGCAACUGGAGUUGGGAACCGAACAGAACCAUGGUCAAAACGUAGCGCUCUUGGAAACCCCCAACGGCAUAACCUUGUUGGGAGCUAGUAAGCUGCGAGAGGUCAAUGGAAAUGGCCAGCAGGAUCGGUUGUCGGUUGAAAGACGCCAUCACGAUGAAGAUGACAGCUUUGAAUACGGAACGGAUCGGGAGAGCAGUGUCUAUAACCCCACCACGCGACCUCUGAAGAGCAUUCUGAUGAGCCAGGCGGCAGGACGUAACUCCCGGAGCUCUGCCAGCGAUAAGGAGGAAGGCAACGAGAACGCCGAUCUACUGCAGAAGGGAAACCAACUGGGGAUUCCCGAAUCGCGCUUCUCGCGAUGGCUGCCCAAGGAUCAACGUGAGCUGAUCGAGAAGCAGGCGAUGUUGCUUUCGGGAAGGGGCAAGUCGCCCGCGCCGGCCACUCCCCCCAAGCCCCAGAGACCCCAAGUCGGAGGCAUGAAUGGCACACAUACCACUAACACUAACACUACCACAACGACGACGACACCGACGACGCCAAAGUUGCCACAGGAAACGGAAAUCUGAGUGUGCGCACGUGUGUGUGUGCGCGCACAAGGCGUUCGUAUUUAUUUAUUUCUUUUUCGGUACAGGAAACGUCCGGCAGGAUUAAGAAUGGAGCAGUUUUGUGACCAUCGUGAACUUUUAGGGGGCAGCCAUAUGUGUCAGGAGUUAAAGCUGAUGUGUCAGAGCCAAUUCAACCGAUAAAAGUUUAGUUAAGCAGGCAUAGGCAAACCAUUUCACAACCCACUCUUCAUAUUAUCAAAUGAGACCACCAUGAUGUGAAAAGGAUUCAUAUUUUAUACUGUUUGCUAAGUAACUUUAGCAAAGUAUUUCGAUCAUUUCACAGCUAGAAUAUGAAUAUGAAAACCUUUUCCUAUAUAACUGGACUUAACAAAUAAGUACUAGGCUGAUAUAUUUACUAACUAAAUUUAUUCGGAAAGAAUUUGGAUGAUUAGUUAAUUCCCAGAUGAAAACCCAUUAAAAAGUUCCGCCGCAAGACUGUCCCCAUAUUAGAUUCUAAGCUUGGUUUUAACUCACGAAAGUCUAUUUUUCUGAACAACAAAAUCGAACGAAACAUUAAGCCUACAAUAAAUUAACGAAACUGAUUUAUUUUAUAGAGAUUAAGCCGGCAUGAAAUUAAGUUUUUAUCGAAUACAUUGAACCGAAAGAGUUUGCAUGGCAAGCAUGAAACAAAAAAUAUUGUUUUACGCAAAUAUUUAUUGUAGUCAUUGUAGAACAAAGUCGUCAAAUGAGUGUUCAAUUAAGACUCGCACAAUUUACUCUUAGAACGAAAAGAAGCUUCCACUUAUUUUCGAACGAUUUAGUUGGUUACAAGUGCCUAAAACUAAAAAUAAAUUUAGUAAUUAAAAAAGCGAACGAUAUAAAAUAGUUUAAAACUUUUGUACGUGUUGUUUUUCUUAUUAUUU
Drosophila santomea is the source of this 3227-nucleotide messenger RNA. RefSeq names its product fasciclin-3 (gene Fas3). NCBI's taxonomy places the organism in Eukaryota, Metazoa, Arthropoda, Insecta, Diptera, Drosophilidae. Gene Ontology annotation, biological process: heterophilic cell-cell adhesion; homophilic cell-cell adhesion. The transcript has 6 exons. The record is from RefSeq and is a predicted model, not a curated record. Gene Ontology annotation, cellular component: adherens junction. Bases 580 to 2325 code for a protein of 581 amino acids.